Messenger RNA from Nicotiana attenuata, 2946 nucleotides. Its product is annotated as two-component response regulator ARR1-like. Gene Ontology annotation, biological process: cytokinin-activated signaling pathway; phosphorelay signal transduction system. The coding region runs from base 340 to 2376 and encodes 678 amino acids. Gene Ontology annotation, molecular function: DNA-binding transcription factor activity; DNA binding. Lineage: Eukaryota; Viridiplantae; Streptophyta; Magnoliopsida; Solanales; Solanaceae. The transcript has 6 exons. The record is from RefSeq and is a predicted model, not a curated record.
GGACAACUCCAAACACAGACACCCAUGUUCUUCAUCUCUUACAGCAUACACAAAAAUAUAUAAAUUAUAAUUUUCAUCCCUUAUUUUCCUCUUUUUGUUCUUCUCUUCCUCUUAAAGCCCAAAUAAAUACUUUCCUUAAAAAUAAAAAUAAAAUUCUUCCUCUCUCUCUCUCUCUCUCUUACAAUUUUGGGUGUACUGAUAUGAUUCCUUAUGGAUGUACCAAUUGAGAUAUGUGCUUACUAGCUUUUAUAAGAUACUUUUGUUCCUGUUUGUGGGUAUUUUCUUUUUUAACUUUUUCACAAUAUUUCCAUGUAAAUUUGCUGAAAUUUUGAAGAAAAUAUGAAUCUUGGUGUUGGGUCAGUGGUGAAAACUAUGUCUGGUGCUAGUUGUAGUGUUUCUUGGAAGUCAAAUGAUAAUAACCAGUUUCCAGCAGGUUUAAGAGUACUUGUUGUAGAUGAUGAUCCUACUUGUCUUAGGAUCUUGGAAAAGAUGCUUAGGAAUUGCCACUAUGAAGUCACCAAGUCUAAUCGAGCAGAGAUUGCAUUAUCAUUGCUCCGGGAAAACAGAAAUGGUUUCGACAUUGUUAUCAGUGACGUCCACAUGCCAGAUAUGGAUGGUUUCAAACUUCUUGAGCAUGUUGGUCUGGAAAUGGACCUGCCUGUUAUAAUGAUGUCUGCGGAUGACAGUAAAGAUGUCGUUAUGAAAGGUGUUACUCAUGGUGCAUGUGAUUAUCUGAUCAAACCGGUGCGUAUUGAGGCAUUGAAGAACAUUUGGCAGCAUGUGAUUCGUAAAAAGAAGCAUGAGCGGAAGGACAAAGAUUUUGAUCAAUCAGCAACCGCGGAAGAGGGAGAUCGACAACAGAAACCACCAGAAGAUCUUGAUUAUUCAUCUUCAGCUAAUGAAGGAGGGAACUGGAAAAGCUCAAAGAGAAGAAAGGAGGAGGAAGAUGAAACUGAAGAAAGGGAUGACUCGUCCUCGUUGAAGAAGCCCCGUGUGGUUUGGUCGGUGGAGCUUCAUCAACAGUUUGUACAAGCUGUCAAUCAACUUGGAAUUGACAAGGCUGUUCCCAAGAAAAUUCUCGAACUGAUGAAUGUUCCUGGGCUAACCAGAGAAAACGUUGCUAGUCACCUUCAGAAAUACCGGCUGUAUCUCAGGAGGUUGAGCGGUGUAUCACAGCAUCCGAGUGGACUAAAUAACUCUUUCAUGGGGCACCCGGAAGCAACAUAUGGAAUGUCUUCUUUCAAUGGGCUUGAGCUUCAAGCUUUAGCUGCCACCGGUCAACUACCUGCGCAAAGUCUUGCUACCCUCCAAGCGGCUGCACUGGGUAGGUCUGCAACAAAAGGUGCUACUAUAUCUAUGCCUCUAGUAGAUCAAAGAAACCUUUUCAGCUUUGAAAAUCCCAAGUUGAGAUUUCCCGAGGGACAGCAACAACUAAAUAAUAGCAACAAGCAAAUUAACUUGCUUCACGGGAUACCAACAACCAUGGAACCAAAGCAGCUUGCAGAUUUGCACCAGUCCUCGCACUCACCGUCCUUUGUGGCUAUGAAUAUGCAAGGGAACUCCAGAGUGCAGCAAAAUAACGCUCUACUGAUGCAUAUGUCUCAACAACAACAACAACCGUCUAGGGCUCAAAUGCUAAAUGAAACCAAUAAUGUUAGCCAAGUUUCGCGGCCUCCAUUGUCCAUGUCACAACAACCUUUGUCGUCAAAUGGUAUACCUGGUGCAGUCUUAUCACGGAGUGGUGGUAUUGUUGCCAAUGUACGAGGGCCUGUAUACAGUCCAGUCUCCCAAGCAUCUCCUAUGGUAGAUUUCUCGCUGAACCAAAACACAGAGUUGCAAAACAACAGCUUUCCUCUUGUGAGUAGUAAUUCGGGGAUGUCAACUAUGACAUCCAAAAGAAUGCUUCAGGAAGAGGUUAACUCUGAUAUUAAGCGAUCUAGAGGAUUCCCUUCUGGUUAUAAUAUGUUUGAUGAACUGCAUCAGCAAAAAUCACAAGAUUGGGGUUUAUCAAGUGUUGGAUCAACCUUCGACGCCUCUCAUCAUUCAACUAUACCAGGAACUCUAGAUAUCUCACCGUCCAUGUUAGUUCAACAAGGUAUUUCUUCAAUGAAGAGGAAUGGACAAAAUGGGAUUUCUCCUAUAAGCGACGCUUUCUCUAGCAGGGAAGAAAGUGGAAAUGUUAAUCCUAUGGGUGGAAAUUUGCUUACUGUUAAAGCUGAACAACUUCAUGAUGCGAGCUACCAAAGUAGCUUUUUUCCAGGCCAAUUUGGACAGGAUGACCUCAUGAGUGCCCUUCUGAAGCAGCAAGAAAGUGUUGGACCAGUUGAAACCGAGUUUGGCUUUGAUGGAUAUGCACUGGACAAUCUUCCUGUGUAAGAUGUGAAAAGAGUUUAGGUUACAGUAGCUUACACUGUGAACAUAUAUUUCAGAGUCACUACUGUACAUAGUUGUCUCUACAGCUGAAAAAUGACUUCUGGGAAACCAAAACGCUGGAGUUCAGCUCGCUGCUCAAUUCUUGAUGUUGGAUUCUCGUUUUGGCUGCAUCGUCUGGUCUGAUUCUUGAUUCUUGUGGAAUUAGAGCAAACAUUGCACUGGAGUCGGAUGACAAGUAUGAAGGGUAAUUGUGUAUGAUACUUCUGCAUGAUAUGCAAAGGCGUACGUGCAAAGUUUUGACUGCUAUAUAGCUAGGUUAUUUUAGAACAAUUGCACAUCCUAGAAGUAAUUUGUGGAAGGUGUCCUGUUUGUGAGGUGCAACGCGGUGGUGUAGGGAUUCUCUUGAAUGGUCGGAUUUCUUUACUAACUGAAAUAACCCGAUUUUAUGUUACAUAUUUUACUUUCAGAAAUUGAUCUUGAUGAAUGUACAGAUUAAUUUGGAUUGCCAUAGAGUGCAACUCUCUGGGAUUCUUUUAGUUGCUCAAUUAACUUAUAUUCUUUUGCUUGCUUUCA